Messenger RNA from Papilio machaon (common yellow swallowtail), 798 nucleotides. Its product is annotated as paraneoplastic antigen Ma6E-like. The coding region runs from base 1 to 798 and encodes 265 amino acids. The transcript is spliced from 2 exons. The record is from RefSeq and is a predicted model, not a curated record. NCBI's taxonomy places the organism in Eukaryota, Metazoa, Arthropoda, Insecta, Lepidoptera, Papilionidae.
AUGCCACGUGUGCGGAGCAACUUUUCUCAACUUUGCGCGUGCGUAGUCGCCAGGGCGGGCGGCGCGUGCGUAGUCGCCAGGGCGGGCGGCGCGUGCGUAGUCGCCAGGGCGGGCGGCGCGUGCGUAGUCGCCAGGGCGGGCGGCGCGUGCGUAGUCGCCAGGGCGGGCGGCGCGUGCGUAGUCGCCAGGGCGGGCGGUGCGUGCGUAGUCGCCAGGGCGGGCGGCGCGUGCGUAGUCGCCAGGGCGGGCGGCGCGUGCGUAGUCGCCAGGGCGGGCGGCGCGUGCGUAGUCGCCAGGGCGGGCGGCGCGUGCGUAGUCGCCAGGGCGGGCGGCGCGUGCGUAGUCGCCAGGGCGGGCGGCGCGUGCGUAGUCGCCAGGGCGGGCGGCGCGUGCGUAGUCGCCAGGGCGGGCGGUGCGUGCGUAGUCGCCAGGGCGGGCGGCGCGUGCGUAGUCGCCAGGGCGGGCGGCGCGUGCGUAGUCGCCAGGGCGGGCGGCGCGUGCGUAGUCGCCAGGGCGGGCGGCGCGUGCGUAGUCGCCAGGGCGGGCGGCGCGUGCGUAGUCGCCAGGGCGGGCGGCGCGUGCGUAGUCGCCAGGGCGGGCGGCGCGUGCGUAGUCGCCAGGGCGGGCGGCGCGUGCGUAGUCGCCAGGGCGGGCGGCGCGUGCGUAGUCGCCAGGGCGGGCGGCGCGUGCGUAGUCGCCAGGGCGGGCGGCGCGUGCGUAGUCGCCAGGGCGGGCGGCGCGUGCGUAGUCGCCAGGGCGGGCGGCGCGUGCGUAGUCGCCAGGGCGGGCGGCGCGUAG